CCUUUGUGACUCCCGCGAGCACGUCUCAAUCCGCGUUCGUUGCUAGGAAACCGGAAGCGGCGCGGUAGUGGCGGAGCGGCCUACAAGUUUAGUGUGUGGGCGCAGACCCGGAAGAGAGGCCCGAGUGUUGCCUUGAGGGGGAUGAGGCUGGGAAGCGCGUGAACAACAGCUUGAGGCUAGUCAGUUGAAACAGCAAAAAAUACCAAAAGCCUUAUGAAGCAGCUGCGUGGGAAUAAAUCCAGGGGUCAUCCCCAAAAGAAGCGUUCUGCUGAUGAAGCCAUUUGCACCCCAGCAGUACAGACUUCUGAGGAAAGCAGAGAGAUUACCAUCCUCAGUCCUAAACUGUUGGCUCAAAAGCGAUCUUUGCAAGGUUUGAGUGACACGAUAAGGGGCCCUGGGGAAAGCACGAAUGAUGCCAAGAGACCAAAGCUGCUGCCUCCAGCAAGUUCUACUGGCCAGGAAUCGGAAGAUGAGGAUUCAGAUGACAGUGAUUUUGAGAGAGUUGAGAGCGAUAAUGAUGUCAGUGAUGAUACAAGUAGUGAUGAUGGUGAAGAUGACGAUGAAAUUGGCAGUGAUUCCUCAAAAAGCAAUAAUGAAGACUCAGAUUCCGAGGACACAAGCAAUCCUCUCUCAAAGCCUAAAUUGACAAAAGAAUUGGCUUCAAUGUCUUUUGAGGAACUGCUACAGUUAAGAAACAAGGUUGGGACCAAGGCUUAUCAGCAGAUGGCUAUUGAGAAGGCAGCAAAAAAUGCCACAAAACCAAAGAAGAGGCAGUCUUCAAAUAAACACAGGCCAUUGGAAAUAUCAGCCAAGAAGCCAGUACCCUUUCUGCGGCAAGUGGUGCCUGUUAAAAAGAAGGUGCCUCGAGACCCACGCUUUGAUGACCUCUCUGGGGAGUACAACCCUGAAGUGUUUGAAAAGACAUAUGCUUUCCUGAAUGACCUCAGGAAGAAGGAAAAAGAGGUAGUUCAGAGGCAACUGAAAAAAUGUCAGAAUGUGGAACAGCAAAACAAACUGCAACAGCUCCUAAAGCGUAUGGCACAGCAGGAGAAUGCUCAGAAGAAAUGCCAGCAGGAGCGAGAAAAGGAUCUUGCCUUGAAGAAGCGACAGAGGGAGCUGGCUAAGCAAGGGAAGAAGCCCUUCUUUCUAAAGAAAUCCGAUAAGCAGAAAUUGGAAUUGGCUGAGAAGUACAAGGAGCUAAAGAAGAGUGGGAAACUGCAGAGCUUCCUGAGCAAGAAGAGGAAACGGAAUGCUGCUAAGGACAAAAGGAGACUGCCUUCCAGGAAAGAUGUGUAAUCUCCGGCCAUGCCUUGGGAUGGGGUGCAGAACUGCUGCUGGAAGUCAACUGUGACUAAUAGAGUCCAGGCAAGAUGGCAUCCUGCAGUCCAAGUGUCUGAUAAUCUCUCCAGCUCCAUGCCAGGAGCAUCUGUUAUCUUCUGAACAAAUUGGAAUUUGAGGAAAAUUAAGCCCCCACCUCUGCAGAAGACUCUGAGGUGUGAACUUUUAUUCAGCCUCAGAGGAAGAGGCAGAGAGAAGUUGUAUUGCUCACCUAGUUCCCCCCCCCCUUUCUUCCAGAGGUCAGAUUCAGAGUUCAGCACACAGAGUGGGAGGCUCUUCUUCUCCUUCAAGAUAAUGCUUUUGCCCACAGCCUUCCCUCUGCCCCACAUUACGUAACUUAUACAGGUCUAAUUCUUCAAGUCUUCUCCUUCUUGCCUGCUCAGGGUCCCUCCCUUCCCUGUAGGCCAUUGGGUAGCAUGCAUAUCUUCUUGUUCCAGUCUCCCAAGUGUUGCUUGGCUCUGUUUCCAGCUGGGUUUUUUUUAGCGGGGUGGUUUCUACAGGAGCCCGCAGAACUCCCCAGUAAGAACAAUGCCUUUGUCUCUCACGUAGGUAAGGCACCAAAACAAAUCUUUCCUAAAAUAGUAACACUGCCAUGCCUACAGUGUACCAUAUGGAAGAAAGACAAAUAGCAUGGAGAAUUCUGUUCAUUGGGAAGGCUUGUAUAUUUUUCCACCUCCCUCAUGUUCUAGCUGAGGACAACUGCUUCCUUUCUUACAAAUGUUGUGUGUUGGACUGAAAUUUCCUAGACAUUUUACACAAAAUGUAGUGGAAUAUGUUGUUAACAAACAGUUUUUAUUUUGAUACAGUUCCUUGGGUAACUGGUAGAAUGUUCUGUAGUAACUAAUGAAAUCCAACUUGGUUCUCCUUUGCACUUCUUAUUUUUUCUGUUAAUUCUAAGAAAGAACCCCAUGUAUUCUUGGGAGAUAUGAGCACACAGUAUUGCUUAUUUCAUUAAAAUACAGACAUUUAUUACUGUU
Eublepharis macularius is the source of this 2315-nucleotide messenger RNA. It is a transcript of the gene RRP36, whose product is annotated as ribosomal RNA processing 36. The record is from RefSeq and is a predicted model, not a curated record. NCBI's taxonomy places the organism in Eukaryota, Metazoa, Chordata, Lepidosauria, Squamata, Eublepharidae. Gene Ontology annotation, biological process: maturation of SSU-rRNA from tricistronic rRNA transcript (SSU-rRNA, 5.8S rRNA, LSU-rRNA). Bases 214 to 1296 code for a protein of 360 amino acids. Gene Ontology annotation, cellular component: 90S preribosome; nucleolus. The transcript is spliced from 8 exons.